Messenger RNA from Amphiprion ocellaris (clown anemonefish), 4350 nucleotides. RefSeq names its product myc target protein 1 homolog. Gene Ontology annotation, cellular component: nucleoplasm. Lineage: Eukaryota; Metazoa; Chordata; Actinopteri; Pomacentridae. The record is from RefSeq and is a predicted model, not a curated record. The transcript has 2 exons. The coding region runs from base 2241 to 2726 and encodes 161 amino acids.
GGCUGCAAUGAAACAAAGUGAAAAAUUUAAAGGGGUCUGAAUACUUUCCAUACCCACUGUAAGUGCUUCGAAAAUGUAUUCUGUACAUUUGUUUUUGAAAAGAUUUACACGAAACUAAGUCUGUCAAUCAUUUAGAGGCAGAAAGACACAGAUUUUCUCAUGUGCUCAGUUGAUGAUACUAAAUACAGCUCCUCCUAAAAUAAGAUGGUAUUCACUGUCAGGAGUACAAUACAGAAUUUCAAAAUAAAACGUUUCAUAACCAUCAGAUUACAUUUUUAGUUUCCACUGUUUAUAAUAAACUUAAAAUAUGUCCCACACAGAUAAGCAAUGCAUUUGCUAAUUUUAAAGCCAGAAAGGGAAGGAAGCAUGACAGCAAAGUUUCCGCCUCAGCAAACACUGCAGGGGGAAAAGGGCCUGUCUUGGAAAAAGCUUAGUGUUUGUCCGUCUGCGGGAGUCCGAGUGGAAUCGAGCACCAGCUUAUGGUGGAAUAAUGGCACAAAAUGAAACACUUCCCAUUUUGGAAAUACUGCAAUCGUUUAAUCUUGGUAAGUGUGUCUAUGGUUGUUUCUUCUAAAGAUCUGGGGGCUUUUGUGUGCAAAAAACGUAGUCUAAACUAUGCAAGUGUUGCAUUGUGAAAUGAAGAUGUGAUAGUUCCUUAUUUAAAAUACCAGAAUUUUAAUAUUAGAUUAUUAGAGGAAAUCUAAUCUAUUAUAUAGGUGUUAUAGAUGUGUCUCCUUGCUGUUGCCAUGUCAGAAUAGUUAGUAUAUACCAUUUAUUUAGAAUAAAUUUCCAGAAAACAACUUUAUUCUUCUAAAUCACAGUUUACUUGUAUAUUUAUUAUGUUAAAUUGAGGACACUUGAGAUCCAUCAUACUGCACUGUUGCAUUUCUCCCUCAGUUUGUUAUGGUCCUGGUCCAGCCCCUGCCCUUUUUUCCCCUUCUUCCUCUUUUUCCUCCUUUCUCUCUUGUGUCCUGAUCUCUUUCUGUUUUUACCUGUCUCUCUUUGUCUCCCUCUGUCUGUCACCUCUUCCUCAUGUCUCUCUCCCUGUCUCUCGCCCUCCUGCCCUCCCUGUUUCACCUGCCUGCAUUCUGCUACCUGUUGAUUACUAUGAGUUUCAGCUGCAGUAAUCAGUUCACUCCAUUCACCUGUUCUCCACCUCACCUGCCCUUAUUUAAGCUCUGUCCUGUCAUUCACUCCCUGCCGGAUCAUUUAUCCACAUGCCUUCAUGGGCUCUGUUUUCGGACUCUGUUUUCCCUUCCACUGGAUUUCCCUCACAUGGACUCAGUUCUUCUUUUGGAUUCUCGCUAGCCCUGCUUUUGUCUCCAGCCAGUAGCUCCAGUCUCAUCUCUGUUCACCCCAGAUUUCCUGAGCCUGCUUCCCUGCCCCUUCUGUUGUCGGUUCCCCCCAUCUUGUAAGUACCCCUCCUUAGUGUAGUUUUAGUUUAGUGAUCUUCCGUUUUUGACUUCAUAGUGUUUGUUAGUAAUGGUUUGGUUUAGUUUUGUUUCCUCCCAGUUCAGUUCUCUAUUUAUGUGUUGUUUUAGUUUUCUGGUGUAAUAAAAGCCUUUCCUUAAUUCACAUUUCUGCCAGUCUCUCUGUCUGCGCCUGGGUUCCCCAGCUCCCCCCGUAACACAGUUUCUUUAGUUUUAUCAACUUAAGCUUGCUUUUUUUGACUUUCUAAAGUAUUUAGUCAUUUUCCAGACACAGUUUUGAGAAAAUUGCCGAAUGAGAUGUGACUAAAGACGUGAUUAGGCACAAAUAGAUUUCUGUUGCCAAAUUGACCCAUCAAUAUUAUUCAGGUAUCUUGAAUGUGCUUCCUUACUGUCGCCAGGGUCAGAACAGUUAGUAUACACCAUUUGUUCAGAGCAGAUUUCCAGAAUUCAACCUCAUUUUUCACAAUUGCAGCUUAAAAAUCAUUAUAUUUGUAUAUUUAUGAAGUUAAAUUUAAUACUACUCAGACAUCUCUAACUGCUCUGUUGCAUUUCUCCCUCAGUUUCUUAUGUUUCAUCCCCUUAAACUUGCCUUGUUUAUACCUUCUAUUAUAUUUUAGCUUGUAAAAUUCCAUUUACAUACAGUAUAACUUUCUCAUAUGUCUUUUAAUGUGGCUCUUUGUUCUGCUACAGUAUACAAUAAACUUCCUAUGAUCAACUUUUCCUGAGAAGACGGGAACCUUUUGCAAUCAGCGUCCAUUUACAUCAUGUCAAGAUGAGCAGAGUUAUCUUUCAUGGGUCACUUCAUGCGAUAUGAUUCUGGCCUUUUGUCUGUCAGUGCUGGUGGGCCUGGUGCUGGGCGCUUUGAUCUACGUUCUGCUGACCUGGGCGUCGAGGCGCCAGGUCAUGGCCAGGAUCACCAGGCGCUCCAAAAAGAAAUCUGGCACUUCACAAGCAUGUGACCCCAUAGGCAGCCAGCUGGGCCUCUACAGAAGCACUUUCCUAAGCGUCUACAGACAACCUUCCCUCGAGCCGGUGGGGCCUCAGGGGAGCAAACCAGAAGCAGAGACCUCCACCUUUCGGCCUCUGGCCAAGAAGAGCAGGCCCAGUCUGGACAUGGGAGAAGACACCCAGGUGACCGAGGACACGGCAGCUUCGUCUGAUUCAACCUCCCUGGUGCCAAACAAGAGACAUUCAUUCUGGCUGGGCAACAACGGACUGAAAGGAUUCCUGCCCUCUCAGACGCCCCCUCCGGCAUACGACCGUGUCAUCCACGCCUUUGAGGAGACGUGCACUUGAAAGUGUCACCAAGAACUGAGACUGAGGAGAAAAUUCAGGCUUUAAAGUGGACUUCUUGGCUUUGUGCUGGCCUUUAAAGGGGCGGCUAUCUCAGCUUGCUUGAGAGAUCAAAGCAUUUGAAGCAGUGUGUCCUUAACUGAAAGGAAUGCUUCCACAGAAAUGAAGCAUCAUCUGAGCUUUAUAUUAAGAUCGCAGUUUCCAUAUUUGAUGCACUUGCUCAUUAUUUUCUUGACUAAGUGCCGAGUUGUUUUCUUGAUGCAAAAUGUCACAAAAAAAUCAGUUUUUGAGAGGUCAUAGCAGUUUUUGUGUUUCCCCCCCACAAAAACCCCAAAUAUUUCAUCAGAUUCAAUUUAAUUGGCCAAAUAUGUGACUUAAAAACAAAACACACAAAUAGUUUUAUGUGUUAAAGAUACAGAAGGAAAAUGAGAGUAUACCUACUAUGUGCAACUAUAGAAAUGUGCCACAAAAAAGCAUAUUUAAAAUGAAGAGAGUGGGAGUUUAGUGUAUGAUAUAGUUAUCAACAAUAAAUGCAGAGUUAUUGUUGCCUUUUAUACAUGAGAUAGGUGGGUGCAAUGGGAGAGCAUUGAUGCAGGGAUGAAAUGUAAACAUGAUUGUGGUAUAUACAGUGUGUACAGUGAUUCAGGGUUGAAUAAUUUGUUCCUGACUGGUUGUAAUGUUCAUCAGAGCGACGAUGGCCUGUGGGGGGAAAAAGCAUUUACAGUCAUGAAGAAUUAGCUAUAAGUAGCAAAUUGUGGAAGAUUAGAAGAAGCAAAUGUUUUGCUGUUGCUUAAAACACUCACUUCUUAAUUUUGAGUUGAUUAACUAAUUGAAUAUUUGUCUAACUGGGACAGUUCUUAUAUAUGAUUGCCGUCUGUGACCAUAGCAGCCACACAGGUAGGUUUCAUUUUAAUGUUUUCUGUGCCACCUCUUGCGGGAAAUGUUUUCAUUGACAGCACAAAAUUCAGGCCCUAUGCAGGUGACAGGUAAAAAUUUAUUUGAAUAUAAUGUAGUGUUGCUCUCAGGUGUUCUGCACUGCAAUAAAAUCCACAUUCUCAUACAUCCCCAAUAAAGUCUGCAGCUAUGGUUGCAGAACAUCUCAUACUCCAAGAUCUACAUUCCCAAAACAGAGACAGUGCUGGUGAAGACAGUGUGUUCAGAUGAGGGAACACUGUGCACUGGAUAGUUGCAUAAACACAAUAAAGAAUAUGCUGAUUUGUGUGAGAAUGCUUGUGAUUUCUGCAAAAAAUUAAACACCUAAUGGAAAUUGCAGUUUAUGCAUUCAAAAAUGUGGGAAUCUGCUGCGGUCCUGUUAUCUGCUUAUAUGUGAAAUGAAGGAGAAAUCUAAAAAAAAAAAAAUCAGCUGAUUAAUAACACUGGACAUUGUAUAUAGCAGGCAGGUGGACCACUGGGUUACCUGCACAUUCAUCACAUCACGGUCUUGUGUCAGAAAUGUCACUUGGAGUUACAUUAGAAAGCUGGGGUGCGCCUUGUGGGGUUGCCAUUGUGACAGAAACCCCCUUUUUAGGUGCAGCGAUGAAUCUAGUUUCCACUAAAUCAGCCAUGUGAACCACAAUUUGAGUGAAAAUGCGCGCAAAUGGGAUUAAACUUCACAUUUUUACCAUCA